AUUUCUCAAUAAAGCAGGCCCUACUUUCACUUUCGAUUUUACACAGUUGCGUACAACGCAGAUCUAACAUGUCCACACAAAUAUUCAUAUCUAGAUCUAUACAUACCUGAUUAAUAAAAGACUUGAAUUUUCACGUUUCCCACAUAAAAUUGUGUAUAGUGAACAGAGCUUUGCCAUACAAGUCCGGAUGUUUUGAUCUUAAGGUACAAUGGACGCCACUACCACGCCAUCAACUGCAGCAACAGCAUCACACACAGAUGUGAAGGAAAUUGCUAAGCUUAAAGAAGAAAAUGAUCGAUCCAAACGAGUAAUACAGCUCCAAGGUGAUGAAAUUAAAAAAGUCAAAAACGAAAACUCUCAACUUCAACAAUUUCUCAGUGACACUGAAGCAAAGAAUAGAGAGCUUGCGUUAAAUGCAAGAAAUAUUGUUACUGCCCUGAAAGCUUUACAACUCAAAUACAAGGCGGAGCUGGCGUUAAAAGAUGAAAUUCAAAAAGCUAUGAGACUUCAAGAAGAAAAGAAUUUUCAGCUGUCCAUUGAAAUAGAUUACUAUAAAAAUGGUCUUAUAAAACAAGAAGAGGCUAUCUUGAAUUUAAAAAGAGAAAUAGAUAAUUAUAUGACAAGUUCUAUAAGUCAAGAAAAUGCUAUCAAGACUAUGAAAAGACAACUAGAUCACUAUGAUGAAUGUUUAAAUGAGCAAGACAUUAUCAUUAUGAGUUUGAAAAGUGAAAUAGAUAAUUCUGUUCUCCUUGUGAAAACCAAAGAUGCAAACAUUCUUGAACUUAAAAAUGAAAACGAUCAUUACGAAAACGUCCUACAAAGUAAAGAAAAUGUUAUUGAGCAGUUGAAUACCACUUGCGCCGAGUUUCUGGAAGAGAAUAGUAGUUUAAAUGAGAAAGUAACACAGGAAAAAGAAUGUCCAUGCAAGACACUAGGAGGUGAAGAUGGUGAAAGCAUUAAAACCUGCCCACAUUUAAAAGGUGAGCAUGAAAAUCAAGUAUCAGACAGCCAAGAUCUUAGCAAAUAUUUGGACAACUGUGUCAAGAAUCCUGGCCAUACACAUUUUAUACCUAUCAAAAAACUAACACUGAAACAUCUACCAGAAGGCCAUCGUGAUGAGGAACUGUGUGGGUUUAUUAGAGCGGCAUCAGAUCUCACAGUCUGUGUUAAUGUCACCAUGACUAGUCUACAGAGACCCGAGUUCUGGCCUGACACCGAAGUUCCAUACUUCCUGUACACGAUGAGGGCAAGUCCACACUUGAGGACAGGAAGUGGCUGGAUUAAGGAGGUAUUCGAGCACAGGGACACCACCUGCCCGUGUGAUCAAUGCAGACAGUCUGGUCAACCCAACAAGAUUUGGUGGGACAUUCACGUGGAAACGGCCACCAAUCUAAUUUUUGACGAAACCGAGGCGAGCAAAAGUUCCAUACGAUUGUUUUAUGACAGAGAGUACAGUCCCUUGAGUGUUCUCAGCAACUCUAUUAGAGUCUACAACGCUGAUUUUGAGACAGAUUGGUGCACCUUGUCUUGCACUACUUGUGACAGAGGUGUCAGCAGCAAGCUGAAGAAAAUGAGGGAAACCUACGUUUCUGAUAGAAAUAGAAUUCGUAACAGAUACACUGAGACGAGAGAUGUGGACAAGCUUAUGUUCAUAGUGUCCCACCCUCACGGUGGCUCCAAACAGGUCUGUGUCGGGCGCUGGACGAAGAAAUACAAGAGGGGUGAUCUCAAUAUGUUUACAUACACCACAAGUACAUGUCCAGGGAGCAGUGGCGCCCCAGUAUUUUGUUUAGGAUUCGGUAGGAUGCUUCACUGCGGCACUUUGGUGUCUGGCCUUGGUUAUAGCAGUUUUUAGACUUAAAUCUCAUUUCAAUAAACUCCAAGGCUGUGAAGUCCGAUCUUUGCUUUGAAAAUCGAUUUCACUAAGGGUACGGGCAGGUUGGGUGUUUUGCAGUAUUAUCAUUUCUUUGAUCUAAGUUUUUUUUUGGCUGAUCUGAUUAUUACUUUUUUUUUUUGCAGAGAGCUAUUAGAUUGUCUUUCCCUAGCGCUAAUAACACCACACUACAAAAACUUUGUUAACGAAAUGUCCUGGACUAGUGCAGGGAUGUACCAUUAAGCAAGCCAUACCAUUAAAACCUUUUAGAAUAUGUAAUUAUAGCAAUUAUAAGAUUCCAAAGAUUAAACAAUGUUUGAUAAUUAUUAAUUAUACCAUGGAUUCAACCCAGAUUAAUAUAUUGCUAAUUAGUAGCUACAUAGGCAAACAGUUCUGUACUGGGUUUGCAUAGUCAUGGGCUGCACCCUAUCUUAAUCUUCAGAAUUGAGGAUAUUGUCAUAAUUAUUAUUAAAUUUACAGAAAGACUAUUGUGAUCCAUGCGGUCAGGCUGUAUUACUGCUAUUUAUACUAGUUAUGGAAAGUGUUUGUCCAGUAUUUUUUUGUGAAUAUAGACAUAUAAAAAUACAAAAUUUUGAUACUUGAUAUUGCAUAAAGAGAUUAAUGAGUUUUAUGUGUUAAAAAAUAAAUGUUUAUUAUUUAGUUUUUUUUUCUUUUUUUUUUUUUUGAUAAGUAUUGCAUUAAAUAUGAUAAUUAUUUUAAAAAAAAUUAACAAACCAUUUUUUUUACGAAGUAUUAAACUCAUUAAAAAUAUAUAUAAAAUGGUAGGCCUAAACCAGUCGAAGAAGUCUUUUUUAAUCUCCUUUGAAUUAAUUGUUUUGUUUUAUUGCACUUGUACAUUUUAAUUAUCCCUUAACCCUAUAAUUGAAAGCGUUUUACUAAAUGUAAACCUUUAUUCUAUAAGAUCUGGGUUUCAUCAAAGUUUUUUUGGUAUCAUGUAGGCCUUAUAUGUUAAAUGCUGUUAUUUUGUAUUUUUUGUAUAGGGGGACUAACCCAGACUGUAAAUAUAAGUCUUUUAUUUUAAUUGAUUGACUCCCUUCUAUUUUAAUCAGUUGUAUCUUCUAAACAUAAUUUUGUGUGUUUUUUUUAAGCUAAAUACACCUCCUGUAUAAUGGUUUGAUGGUGAUUUUCUUCAAUUGUUAGCAUUAAUAAAAGAACAAGUUUGCCAACCAAAAUCCUCGUUGCCAACUCUAAAUUGUGUACUCUUUUAUUUCCUUUCUUUUUUUCCCUCCACAUUUACGUUAUCUCCACCAUAACUAUGUGAAUUAGAUCUAUGGCUCUGGCUCAUUUAAAACAUUUGGACCAUGUUGCAGAUUUGAUGCGGAGACCAUGGCGAACUGUGAACCUGUAAAAGUUACUGACCUCUCAACAUGGCUA
Messenger RNA from Biomphalaria glabrata, 3268 nucleotides. RefSeq lists its product as uncharacterized. The record is from RefSeq and is a predicted model, not a curated record. Lineage: Eukaryota; Metazoa; Mollusca; Gastropoda; Planorbidae. The transcript has 14 exons. Bases 209 to 1855 code for a protein of 548 amino acids.